GUCUUCCCUUCCCUCCGCUACAGACCACAUGAAGCACUCUGCUCUUCCCGUCCUCCACCCCUGACACCGGCCGCAGGUGGCCAUGGGGUUCCUUGGCUCCAAGAGCUCCUUGUUGGCGUUCCACCUGGGCCUCAUCGCUGGCUUUCUCAGCACCUUCUACCUCAUGGGCAACCUGACGUGGGAAGGGCCCCCACGCCUUGGCACCCAGCUGCCGCGUGACUACAAGGACCCGGAGUGGAUUGUCGAUAGAUCAGCUCUCUUCAGCGUGUCACACCCGCACCUGGAAGGUGAGGAGAGCAGCGUGGCUGACGAGCUGUAUGAUAAGGUGCGGAUCCUGUGCUGGGUGAUGACAGGCCCCAGUAACUUGGAGACGAAGGCUCGCCAUGUCAAGGCCACCUGGUCGCGCCACUGCAACGUGGUCCUCUUCAUGAGCUCUGUGCAGGACGACAACUUCCCCACUGUAGGGCUGGGAACCAAGGAAGGCCGAGACCAGCUCUACUGGAAAACCAUCCGGGCUUUCCAGUACGUACAUCAGCACCACUUGGAUCAGGCAGACUGGUUCCUCAAGGCCGAUGACGACACUUUUGUGGUGGUGGACAACCUCCGGUGGCUGCUCUCCAACUACACCGCCGACAGGCCCAUCUACUUUGGCAAGCGCUUCCGGCCCUUUGCCAAGCAAGGCUACAUGAGCGGGGGAGCCGGCUAUGUCCUCAGCAAAGAGGCCCUGCAGCGCUUUGUGGCUGGCUUUGAAUCUAAGGUGUGCAGCCACACGACCUCGGUGGAGGACCUUGCCCUGGGCCAGUGCAUGGAGAAGAUGGGCGUGGAGGCUGGGGACUCGCGGGACACAGAGGGGAGAGAGACCUUCCAUCCUUUCGUGCCGGAAUCUCACCUGACGGAGAAGUUCUCGAAAAGCUUCUGGUACUGGAACUACUGCUAUUACCCCAUUGUGGAGGGUCCCCAGUGCUGCUCUGACUUGGCUGUCUCCUUUCACUACGUGAGCUCAGAGUUGAUGUACACCUUGGAAUACCUGUGCUACCACCUUCGCGCUUACGGCUACAGGUAUCGCUACCACCCGCCUUUGCCUGAGAAUGCUGCUCAUCUUCAGCCCCGCCCUCGGGGGGAAGCCCCAGAGAGGACCAAUAGUACUACACUGCAGACCGAGAAGAAGGUGCAGGGCCGAUGCUUGGCAUGUGACCCUUGA
This is a messenger RNA of Lacerta agilis (Sand lizard), 1201 nucleotides long. RefSeq names its product glycoprotein-N-acetylgalactosamine 3-beta-galactosyltransferase 1-B-like. NCBI's taxonomy places the organism in Eukaryota, Metazoa, Chordata, Lepidosauria, Squamata, Lacertidae. The record is from RefSeq and is a predicted model, not a curated record. Gene Ontology annotation, molecular function: N-acetylgalactosaminide beta-1,3-galactosyltransferase activity. Gene Ontology annotation, cellular component: membrane. The transcript has 3 exons. The coding region runs from base 83 to 1201 and encodes 372 amino acids.